AAGAGACUUUGUUGAUUAGUUCAAAAUGUAGUGGCAGGAAGGCCACGACUUUACAGACAGUUAGGAUGCCAAGGAGUAAUGUUUUGGACCGAGUACAGAGCUUUUUGCCACAGAUGGCCCAUGCAAAUGAUGAGCUAAGAAGAAAAAUGGCAGCAGCACCAGCUCAUCAGUUUGAUAUUGAAAAUCUAGACAGUGCAACAGAAAAAGUUAUAGAAAUGAAUGUGGCUGUAGUUGAACUGAGCGAUUCUGAUACAGAUAAAGAGAUGUUAACUUCAGAAGAUGACUCGGAAUCUGAAGAUGACUCGGAAUCUGAAGAUGACUGUAUAACUGAUGAAGUGACAAUAGACAACAUCAAGUUUCCUAAACAAAAGGGAGAAAAGGGCAAAAUAGAAAUUUUGGACAGCAAAGUCAAUGAGUAAAUGCAUUUUAUUUUA
Opisthocomus hoazin is the source of this 434-nucleotide messenger RNA. Lineage: Eukaryota; Metazoa; Chordata; Aves; Opisthocomiformes; Opisthocomidae. The record is from RefSeq and is a predicted model, not a curated record.